AUGGGAGAUUUUUUUGCGCUGAUUGAAGAAAUAAAAUCAACUACGAGCGACAUGGAUUAUUGCCGUGACUUUCACGAGGUGCAACUCACUCUGAACAACGUGAACAAGUACAUACAUCCGCUGAACAAGAUCUUCUUCGACGGUGGCAAUGAACCGUACAUCAUCGAGGUGGUGGCACGGUUGCUAAAAUAUUUUCGCACGCAGCGCUAUCUCAAUGCCCAUAAUAAGGUGGAUAAGCAGUUCGAACCAGAACUGCGCCGCAUCACGAUGUACCUGCUGGUCAACACGGACGUUAGCUUUCGGUACGAUUUGAAGCUGGACAAGCGGGUUGGCCAGCUGUUGAACACUUCGCCCCAAAUUACGAAGUGUUUGCUGAUGAACUGUAUCUGGGGCCUCGAUUUGGAUCGAUUUUUUUACGAGAUGCUACGUUACGCACCGCUUUGGUUUUCGAUGCAGUUCCUUGACGAGGCCAUCGUCAGCCUGAAGAACGGGAAGCCGCACGAUGUACUGACCCGGAUCGAAUCGAUCGUAUGCGCGAUUUAUUUCGCCAUCUACCGCACGGAUGUGGACUGGGGCCAGAAUACCCGAUCCGAGUACGUCAAUCGCCAGCGUACGAUAGAGCGGUUGUGCGGUUAUGUUGCCGAAAUUUUGCAGUUCGUCAACACGCCGAAUGCGUCGAAGUUUCACGGAUGGGCGAAGGUGCGCAAGCAUCGCUACUUUGGAUAUCUGCUGAAGCACAUGUUUAGUAUGACGAUGACCUGCCUCGACAUAUACUUCUGUAAACCGCCAAUCCCGGUCGAUCCCGCCAUGGCGGUGUAUCAGCUGAUGAGUGAAACACACAUCGACAAGUCAACCCCCGUAGCGCACAGCAAGACGACCGAAUCUUGGCUGCUGAAGCUAAAUCAUUGCAUGCUGAACACCUUGGAAGUUUGUAUCAUGCACGUGUCGUUGGAAUGUUACGUUUACUGGGCGGAAAUUGAUCUGUACAUGGACGGCCUGGAGGUGGUUUCAUUGCAGCGCGUGAUUGGGAAUUUUGCGUACCGGCUGUGCGAGGUGCUAAACUCACACAAAAACUUCCGGCACGGCAUCGUGCGCCAUCUGACACAGUUUGCGCUACGUCCGAAAACCCUUGCCGAACGUGCCGCGAUGCUUGGUCUGGGUACGCUGAUGCGUCGCUUGGAAAGUGUAAAUUCGCCGGACGAGCGGUUGGUCUAUCUGACCGAGUUUAUAAACCGAGGUGAUCAGAUACUGGAUAAUGAUGAGUGCGUUAACACGAUUGAGGCGUACUGGGAGCUGCUGACGGUGGAGCAUCUUCGAUCGAUCAUCGAGUUCGAUGGAAAAGCCUCCGCAGUUCGGGAACUUACCGAAGUGUCUGAAGCGCGAAUGCAUCUACGGGAGAUUGUUUUGCGUGCGGUUGGUGUACUGCCGCCCGUCCAAUUCUACCAGCUGCUAAAGCACGUGAUCGCCGCACACGGAAAAGAUUUCAUCUGGAAUAGCAAGUCGGAGUUGAACGUUGAAGUAUUUGUUAACCAGAUUAUGACUCGGAAUGCGGCUGCCCGUGCCAAUAAUACGCUGUCCAACGAACAGUUACGGACCGUGCAGCAACUGAUCUUUCGUUCGCCGCAAAAAUUUUUUGAGAGUAUCUUCGACAUACUACAGUGCAAGGCGGUAGCGGACAUCGAGGAAUACCGUGUCAAAGCUGUCGCGUACGUUUUUGUGCGGUACAUGGGAAUAUCAAAACUAUAUAUCGAUAACCUUCUCCAUCAAAUUUUUGUGGGCUUUACCAUCAUGGCUUCAAGGACCUUGGGUAUGUUGCUGAAUAGUUUUUGCGAUUUGAACCUGGUACCGUUGGAAAAAAUGGUCGAAAAUUAUCUCCUGCAAGGGUUGAAGGCUGCGUAUGAUAGGAUGAAAGUGAUUAGACUGGAUGAAUUACUCACGCUGAUGACAUACAUCUGGCCGAAGUAUCGUAUGCAAGCGCCGAACGAUCCCGCACAACACGCGAGAGUAUUACGGGAUAUGGUAAAAAUAUUGUCGUGCAUUUCCAAUCGUUUUCGCUACAAGUAUCCAGAGGAUGAGUUGACACUCGAUGAAUUCGAAAACCGGUUCCGAUUGAAGAUAGUGUGGAAAACAAUCACACUACUGGUGCCGACAGUCGAUCAGCUGAUGAAAUCACCUCUAACGACAGAUUCGCAAAUCUUACCGUUCAAUCUCGAAACUGUUGCGGAUACCUACACCGCUCACUACUUUCUGAACCGUAUGGAAGAAGACCACCCACUUCGCGAUGCACCGUAUCUAACGCAAACGUACUUGGCGAAAAUUUUCACACCACCGGACGACGAAAUUAGUGCCGAAGUAAACUCCUUCCAUCUGCUGAAAAUCUUAGUAGGGUGCACGCGCGAAGAAAUAACACCACUGGCCAGCGUCCCAUGGUUUACUUGGCGUUUGAUGUCGGUGCCACCUAGCAGUCUAGUGCGUAGACUCAAACCAUACAAUACAACGGCCUGGGCGAAGCACGCUAUGGUCAACUACGUGGAGUGUAUGACGGGAGCAGUGCUGCCGUUUGUAGACGUAAAGAGGCACGAUUGUAUUAUGUCCAAAAAAGUGGUAGACAUGGUCAUUGAGCUGUUACAGGGCGUCGGUAAAAACUUUUCCGCAAUAGAAAUAGCGACGGCGAAUCUGAUAAGAUGCGUGCGUCGAGUUGCACCAGCGAUGAAUUUAGACGUACUAACUCGCUUCUCAGAAGGUAAACCGAUCCAACAAGCCCUGCCGGCCCCGAAAAAAGUGGUGGAUGUAAUCGUGAUUGAUUCGACGGAUGAAUCGAGUUGA
Molecule: messenger RNA, 2826 nt
Organism: Anopheles maculipalpis
Lineage: Eukaryota; Metazoa; Arthropoda; Insecta; Diptera; Culicidae
Exons: 3
Coding region: 1-2826 (941 amino acids)
Source: RefSeq, a predicted model, not a curated record